Messenger RNA from Carcharodon carcharias (great white shark), 1663 nucleotides. Its product is annotated as 29 kDa ribonucleoprotein, chloroplastic-like. Gene Ontology annotation, cellular component: spliceosomal complex. The record is from RefSeq and is a predicted model, not a curated record. Gene Ontology annotation, biological process: positive regulation of mRNA splicing, via spliceosome. Gene Ontology annotation, molecular function: RNA binding. Lineage: Eukaryota; Metazoa; Chordata; Chondrichthyes; Lamniformes; Lamnidae. The transcript is spliced from 2 exons. The coding region runs from base 105 to 1070 and encodes 321 amino acids.
CGCUCUCCGCUUCCUCUUUGUCUGUUUGUGUGGAGUGACCGGCGCCAUUUUCAACUCCUGCAGCUUCACCCACUCAAGUGCGCAGCAACCCCGCCACCGCCACCAUGUCUGAAGAAGGAAAGUUGUUCGUCGGCGGCCUCAACUUCGAGACAGACGAGCAGUCCCUGGAAGAGGUUUUCUCCAAGUACGGGCAGAUCUCUGAGGUGAGAGUGAUUAAGGACAGAGACACCAUGACGUCCCGCGGUUUCGGCUUCAUCACUUUCGAGAACCCGGAGGACGCCAGGGACGCGCUGCAGGCGAUGAACGGAAAAUCCAUCGACGGGCGGCAGAUCCGAGUGGGUCACGCCGAGAAAAAGUCGGGAGGUGGCCGCGGGUAUGGUGGAGGCCGAGGCGGUGGCGGCUACGGUAGCCGCAGGAGAGGAGGCGGCGGCUACUGGGAUAGUGACAGGAGCAGCGGCUAUAGCGGUGGAGGCCGGUACGAUACGGGAGACCGGGACAACUAUUCGGGUGGGUACAAGAGCCAAGGUGGAUACUACUACGGUGGUGGUGGUGGUGGUGGUUAUGGAGGCCGCUCAUACAGGGACUAUGACUCUGAGCGGUUAACAGGAGCGGAGAAACUACAGCCAAACACCAUGUCUGAAGAAGGAAAGUUGUUCGUCGGCGGCCUCAACUUCGAGACAGACGAGCAGUCCCUGGAAGAGGUUUUCUCCAAGUACGGGCAGAUCUCUGAGGUGAGAGUGAUUAAGGACAGAGACACCAUGACGUCCCGCGGUUUCGGCUUCAUCACUUUCGAGAACCCGGAGGACGCCAGGGACGCGCUGCAGGCGAUGAACGGAAAAUCCAUCGACGGGCGGCAGAUCCGAGUGGACCACGCCGAGAAAAAGUCGGGAGGUGGCGGCGGCUAUGGUGGAGGCCGAGGCGGUGGCUACGGACGCGGGCGAGGCGGCGGCGGCGGCGGCUACGGCUCUCGGCAGUACGAUUCUCGGGGCGAUGGCUACUACCGGGGAGACGGCUAUUCCCGGGGCCGAGGAGGCAGCAGCUACGGAGGACGCAGCUCGUACAACCAGUGACAUGAGUCUUGUUCCGAGGUCCAACCUCCUCCCGUUCGGUUGCUUUCCUUUUUUUGUUUAGGGAAGAGAUGGAGAUCCGUUAAUUUCCCAGCCUCGUGUUUUCCCAGCUAGAAUAUAAUUGUUGGCCAAUUUUCCCCCGUCCAUGUUCCGGAGUGAGAGGCUGGUGGCUGCUGAUCCAUCUCCGCUUGUCCCAGGCCCCGUUAUACCCGGCGGCGGCGGCGGCUUCCCUCCCCUCCCCCGCCAGAAACCCCACCGCUAUUGUUCGGCCCAGAGUUUAAUCUAUUGUGACUAAUAAAACCAAAUCACUUAGAUUGUAUUUUUUUUAAGACUUAUUUUCUUCGUAUCAAUUUGAAGGAAAUGGUGUAGGAAUGUAUAUUAGCUGGGUGGUCAUUAAGCGUCCACCAUUCCAAUAAUCACAGUGCAGAGUCGCUUUUCGUUGGUUUUUUCGAAAUAAAAAUGGACCUUUAUGUAAGCAAACUUAAAAAUCCCGCCCCUCAGGCGCGGAGAAUUCAUUUUAUUUUUGUGAAAAGCUGUAUUGAUGGGAAGUUAAUAACACGUUUUUUGUACGAAACAUUAAAAAUUACAAACGGAAA